AUGCGCCCUGCCACACGGGAACAGCAGGGCAUCGCCAAGACCCGCACGCGCCACCAACCCUCUGAGACGGGUGCUUUUAUCGUCCCCAUCGUACAGAUGCGGAAACUGAGGCCAAGCGAGGUGCGGUCCCCUAGCCCCAAGGCGCCCAGCCGGGAAGUGGCCGAGUUGGUCCUCGUCUCCUCCCCGGUCCUCACGGUGUCUCCCCCAUAUUCCUACAGCCAGAAGUUGUCAGGCGAAUACUUCAGGUACAAGGGGAUCCCCUUCCCCGUGGGCAUCUACUCCCCCGAGAGCAUCCGCAUGGUCGAGAACGCUGAUGUGCAGGACGACGACAUCUUCAUCAUCACCUACCCCAAGUCAGGGACCAACUGGAUGAUUGAGAUCCUCAGCUUAAUCCUAAAGGACGGGGACCCAUCCUGGAUCCGCUCGGUGCCCAUCUGGAAGCGGGCGCCCUGGUGUGAGACCAUCCUGGGUGCCUUCAGCCUCUCGGACCCGCCCAGACCCCGCCUCAUGAGUUCUCACCUCCCCAUCCAGCUCUUUGCCAAAGCCUUCUUCACCUCCAAGGCCAAGGCGAUCUACAUGGGCCGGAACCCCCGGGACGUGGUGGUCUCGCUGUAUCAUUACUCCAAGAUCGCCAGGCAGUUGAAGGACCCCGGCACACCUGACCAGUUCCUGCAGAACUUUCUCAAAGGCGAAGUGCAGUUUGGCUCCUGGUUCGACCACAUUAAGGGCUGGAUUCGGAUGAAGGGCAAAGAGAACUUCCUGUUCAUCACCUACGAGGAACUGCAGCAGGACCUCCGCAGCUCCCUGCAGGACAUAUGCCAGUUUUUGGGCCGGCCGCUGGGCAAGGAGGCGCUGGACUCUGUCGUGGCACACUCGGCUUUCGGCGCCAUGAAGGCCAACGCCAUGUCCAACUUCACUCUGCUGCCCCCCAGCCUGCUGGACCAACGCCACGGCGCCUUCCUCCGGAAAGGGGUGUGCGGCGACUGGAAGAACCACUUUACGGUGGCACAGAGCGAAGCCUUCGACCGCGUCUACCGGGAGCAGAUGCGGGGGCUGCCCACCUUCCCCUGGGACGACCCCGAGGACGCCAGCCCGGACCCCGAUCCCAGCCCCACCCCAGCCCAGGCCUCCGAGCACCCCCCGGACCUGUGACCUUGAGAAUAAACGCAUCGCUCCUGCCCCGA
Molecule: messenger RNA, 1184 nt
Organism: Panthera uncia (snow leopard)
Lineage: Eukaryota; Metazoa; Chordata; Mammalia; Carnivora; Felidae
Gene: SULT2B1
Product: sulfotransferase family 2B member 1
Exons: 8
Coding region: 1-1152 (383 amino acids)
Biological process (GO): sulfation
Cellular component (GO): cytoplasm
Molecular function (GO): sulfotransferase activity
Source: RefSeq, a predicted model, not a curated record